This is a messenger RNA of Blastomyces dermatitidis ER-3, 2403 nucleotides long. Its product is annotated as F-box domain-containing protein. The record is from RefSeq and is a predicted model, not a curated record. Gene Ontology annotation, cellular component: SCF ubiquitin ligase complex. Bases 1 to 2403 code for a protein of 800 amino acids. Gene Ontology annotation, molecular function: protein binding. Gene Ontology annotation, biological process: SCF-dependent proteasomal ubiquitin-dependent protein catabolic process. Lineage: Eukaryota; Fungi; Ascomycota; Eurotiomycetes; Onygenales; Ajellomycetaceae. The transcript has a single exon.
AUGACUUCGAUACUGCCUGAUGAGAUGAUGGAGUCGCCUGGCCCGACCACACCAAUGAGCGUGGAAUCCGCGGACAACCACCCGGGUAUGCCCCCGAAGAGAAAAAGUGAGAAGCUUCUGCAUGGACUACAGCGUAUCGCAUCAAGCCCUUCCCUGUUGAAAACUGGCAGGCAGCGCUCUUCGUCUCUUGGUAGCCGGCGGCACGGGAAAGCUUCAAUGUCCUGUGUCUCUCUUAACUCAACAUCCUAUACGCAAUGUUUUACAAGCCCAGCCUCACCACAGAUGUAUGGGUCUCUCGCGGCUAGGAACAAUACCGCCCCCCACAGCCAGGGCGUUCAUGAUGAGAACAGCAUCCCAAUAAGGGUUGUAACGUCUGAUGCUGCUGCUGCUGCUGUCAAUACCACUUCCCAUAGCUCCAUACCGCUCCCUGCAGAUAUGCGGCCAACGUCCAGAGGCAGUCUUCUACCGAGUUCAAUGGAACUUGACGAAAACCUUUGUGAAAUGCCGGAAAUGGUUACAGUUAUGGUGAAAUCACCGAAGCCUCGGUUUGAAUUCUGGGCGGAUAUGCCGGAGGAAAUUAAAAUGGCCAUUCUGCAGUAUCUACCCGCUAAAGAUCUCUUUAGAUGCUCCCGCGUGUCCAAAGCGUGGAACAAAAUGUGCUUCGAUGGACAGCUGUGGGCUAGGCUGGAUACAUCCACCUACUACACCGAUAUACCCAGUGAAGCCUUGGUAAAAGUGAUUACCGGUGCAGGCCCGUUUUUGAGGGACUUGAACCUACGUGGCUGUACCCAGCUGGAAAACGCAUGGUUGUCACAUGGAGAGCUCAUAUCCAAUACUUGCCACAAUCUCGUCAACCUGUGCAUAAGGGAUUCCAGGAUUAACCGAACAACCCUCCAUUUGUUAAUACGGAAGAACCCCAAGCUGGUCCAUGUUGAUGUAUCUGGACUGUCCAUAGUUAGCAAUGCCUCCAUGAAAACAAUCUCUCAGAACUGUCCCCAACUGGAAUUCCUCGACAUCUCCUGGUGUAAGGGCGUCGACGCCAGAGGGUUGAGACGGAUUGUCGCCUCUUGUCCUCACUUGAGAGAUUUGCGGGUGAAUGAGCUGUCCGGCUUUGAUAAUCGUCAACUCCUGGUGCAGCUGUUCGAGACAAAUAGCCUGGAACGGCUGAUACUCUCCCACUGCUCCUCCUUAUCGGAUGCAAGCUUGAAAAUUCUCAUGGAGGGGGUCGAUCCAGAGAUCGACCUUUUGACCGGCCGUGCUGUCGUUCCUCCACGGAAAUUGAAGCAUUUGGAUUUAUCCCGCUGCCGCUCUUUGACUGAUGUGGGGAUCAAAAGCCUUGCCCAUAACCUUCCAGACUUGGAAGGGCUGCAGCUGUCACAGUGUCCAAAUAUAGGGGAUAAUGCCCUCCUAGAAGUCAUCCGAACCACUCCCCGCCUUACACACCUGGAUCUCGAGGAAUUAGACAAGUUAACCAACACGUUCUUACUUGAGCUCUCAAAGGCGCGGUGCGCGGGAACCCUCCAACAUUUGAAUCUUAGCUACUGCGAAAGAGUCGGCGACACAGGGAUGCUACAACUUUUGAAAUCCUGUCCCCGUAUCCGGUCCCUCGACCUCGACAACACAAGAGCCUCCGAUCUUACCUUAAUUGAGCUCUGCAAACAGGCCCGCACGCGCGGAUCGAGCAAUAGCUUCCCCCGUCUUGGCUUCAGAGUAGCCGUCUUUGACUGUGGAAACGUCACCUGGGUAGGCAUUAGAGAAGUGCUGUCCUGCAACACGUUCGUGGCACGCCCGUUUCCCAUCGCCACCGCCGCCGGAGCCAUACCUCCCAAAACCCCUACCGAAUCAAACCAAUCUCUAUCAUCAUCAUCAUCCUCCUCCUCCUUCUCCUCCUCCUCUACCUCCGGUUCCACCGAUUCCACAACCUCCACCACAACCCUCACAGACCCCCAUCCCACGUCCUCAAUCAUCCCAAUCACCACAAUAACAACCACCACCCCCAUAACCCCAAACCCUGAAACCCCCUCCAACCCUUCCUCCGACACCAUCCCCACGACCCCUCCCCCGCCACCCAGCGCCACAAUCCUCUACCCAAAAGAAAUCAUCGACCUCAAAUGCUUCUACGGCUGGCAGAUGAUGGUCAACGAACACACCAAGCGCGUGCUGCGCGGCAACCUCGCGGCCGCCAUGCGGCUCGAGCGCAAAUGGGCGGAUUAUAUGAUGGCGAACGAGGAGGCUGGAUCGGGCGGGGCUGGGGCGCGCCGCAGGCGGCGGAGGGCGAGGGAAGUGGAGCGCAUGUAUAAUGAGGAUGAUGAAGGGGAUGAGAGUGCGUAUGGGCCUGCGGGACUGGCGCCAUUGGGGGGACGGAGGAGGAGGGCGCGGAGUGGAGGGUGUGUGGUAAUGUAA